AGUGAUUAUUAAUCUCUCCCAUCUCUCUCUUUCCCUCUCUCUGUCUCUCUCUCUCUCUCUCUCUCUCUGUCCUCUGCAUUACAUCACUCCACUUGAAGGGGCUGAAAGUUCAUUAAAGUACUCAAGCUAGGUGUUACAGGUUUGCAGAAAUGUAUGCUGAAACUGGACUUGUCUUCCCUCACUACCAGAGUUUUGCUCUAGAUAUUCAACCACUUGAUGACUUCUGGCACUCUCACAAACCUAAUGUCCUGGCUUUAUUUUCCAGUUCUUUUCAAGGAAGGAGAUACUGGCUGUUUCUUUAUUUAAAGUCCUCCACUGUACUGGACUACGACCUUGGGGCUGAAGGGGAUCUUUUCGAAGCACCUAAACCGGUUUUUGAGGAACCGAUGGUAGCCCUUGACCCCAUGAUAGCUGCCAUAUCAAUGAUUUCAACAGCAGAGGAUGUCGAUAUUGAUUUAAUGCAAAAUGAGCAACUUCUGAGUGAGGUUUUUUGUGAAUUUAAGAAGGAUCUCAUGGCGAAUGAAGCUACUGGAACAUCACUAUCCGAGGUCUUGCAAAUCCAGAUUCCUGUUGCAGCAGCUGAAGAUCCUACUAGAGAGGAUAAAGUGCUUCCACAGAUCAACAUACCUAAAAGUGCUAGUUCAGAAUGUCUAAACUCUACGGGAUGGAUACAUGGGAAUUCACUAACAGAAAACUAUCUGGAGUAUCCAGGACUGGACUUCGGUGCUAUCUAUGCAAUGCGAAGGUCAUAUAGUGAAGGAGACAUUAAGACUCUUGGCAAUGGAAGCGUGAGCAUCAUCCAGUCACCCAUCGGACAACCUCAGAAGUGGGGAAAAAUCUCUAGUGAAAUCCGCCAGGAAAAGCUGUCUAGAUACAGGACUAAGAAGGCAAAACGGAACUUUGGCAGGAAAAUCAAGUAUGCUUGCAGGAAGGCUUUAGCUGACAGUCAGCCAAGGGUCCGCGGAAGGUUUGCAAAGACAGACGAAUCUGACAUCACGAAAAAGUAAAAACUCUAGACUCUGAUCAGUAAGAAGAAAUCUCAGGAGCUAGCAUGAUGAGGUAAUGUAAGCGAUCAAUGGUACUGAAAGCUUAGCAUCAUAGCAUGAACUAGUGAAAACUAUCAGGCGUUUUCGUAAUAAGCCAGUAGAACAACUGAAAAUUAGCUGGUCUCUAUGUUAGUUUCAAUAAUCUCCUCCACGGAAUCAAAUGUUCAACUGAAAAUGUUCAUUUAGUUGGAAAAUAAUUCCUCUGUAGAUCCAAAUAUCAGGUAACUGUGCUGUAAAUAAGUACGUAUAUGUUGAAGUUAAAUAAACUGAAAGAUUGUUGUACAAGUA
This is a messenger RNA of Daucus carota subsp. sativus, 1334 nucleotides long. Its product is annotated as zinc finger protein CONSTANS-LIKE 1. Gene Ontology annotation, molecular function: DNA-binding transcription factor activity; protein binding. The record is from RefSeq and is a predicted model, not a curated record. Lineage: Eukaryota; Viridiplantae; Streptophyta; Magnoliopsida; Apiales; Apiaceae. Bases 150 to 1007 code for a protein of 285 amino acids. Gene Ontology annotation, biological process: regulation of flower development. The transcript has 5 exons. Gene Ontology annotation, cellular component: nucleus.